ACCUCAUUUUGGGUUUUCAGUUCUUACAAUAUUUUGAGAUUUAUAAGAAAAUAUGGAUAAAGAAAAAAUGAAACCUCAACGUUAUUUUUCAAAGUCAUUCCAAGAGGUAAGUGGUAGUCCCAAAAGUGAAGAAAAAAUCGUAACACAAGGUAACUUAACUUAUGAUGUAUCAAAUAUUAAGAAGAAACCAUGGGGUAGGAGACUGGAAGACAGAAAAUUCAAUAAAGUUAAAAAGAAAUUACCCCAAAAAUCAAACCCAAAUCCAAAAUUCAGGGGCAAAUUCAAAGUGCCCAAAGAACUACUAGAAAAAUAUAGCAAAGGCGAUGGGGUGAACUUGAAGAGUGUCAAAACAAGUAUACACCAGAAAAAAUUCGAAAAGAAAGAAAAGAACAUAAAAUUUGCAGUUGAACAAUCUGCAAAGGCUGAAGUUUUAUUGGUUGAGGACUCUGGAUAUUUAGAGGCUGAUGCUGGUGAAACAACAACCCAAUUCACCCAAAAACAGAUUGUGAAUAGUGUAGAUUUAGCUGCAGCAUCAAAACACUUUGAUCUCAAAUUAGAUUUUGGCCCAUACAGAGCAAAAUAUACCAGAAAUGGUAGGCAUUUGCUCUUGGGAGGGAAAAUGGGACAUGUAGCUGCAUUCGAUUGGAUGACAAAGAAACUACAUUGUGAAAUAAAUGUUAUGGAAUCUGUGCAUGAUGUCUGUUGGUUGCAUAUUGAAACAAUGUUAGCUGUUGCACAAAAAGAUUGGGUGUAUAUUUAUGAUAAUCAAGGCAUUGAAUUGCACUGUGUGAAAAGGUUAAACAAAGUUUCUAGGAUGGAGUUUCUACCUUAUCAUUUCCUUCUUGGCUCCUGUAGUGAUGAAGGUUAUUUAAGCUGGCUGGACAUUUCUAUAGGGCAAAUAGCUGGUCAGUAUAACACUAAUUUGGGCAGAUUGUCUGUCCUGACACAGAACCCUUGGAAUGCCACCCUUUGUGUGGGACAUGCCAAGGGGGUAGUGUCUUUUUGGUCCCCCAAUUCCAGGGAUCCUCUGGCUAAAAUGUUGUGCCACAAAGCUCCUGUUAUUGCUGCUCAUGUAGAUCCUACUGGACUAUAUAUGGCCACUUCUGCUUCCAACAGAGAGUUAAAAAUUUGGGAUGUCCGGAAACUUGAAGGACCUGUCCAGGAAUAUAAACUAGUCCAACCUGCCAACAAUGUGGCAUUUUCCCAGAAACAAAUGAUGGCUGUUGGUAUGGGAAAUGUAGUGGAAAUAUACAGGGAUUGUUGCACGACAGCAGCGAAAAGAGCCUACCUGAGACAUCGUUUUGUGACUCCCAUAGGAAAUCUGAGUUUCUGCCCGUUCGAGGACGUUUUAGGGGUCACCACAGCUCGAGGGUUCACCAGUUUAUUGGUACCCGGAGCUGGUGAACCGAAUUUCGAUUCUUUGGAGGCCAAUCCGUUCCAAGCCAAGUCUCAGAGACGGGAGGCUGAAGUGAAGUCCUUAUUGGAAAAGAUCCAACCAGAAUUGAUCACUCUGGAUCCAACUACAAUUGCUGACGUAGAUUUGCCUACACUGAGAGACAAAGUUGACGCAAAAUUAAAAUUAUUGUAUUUGAAACCACCGAAGGUCAAUUAUGAACCAAGGAAGAAGGCCAAAGGACGUGGAGGGUCCGUUAAAAUCGCUAGAAAUAAGAAAAUAGUGCAAGAAGAAGCUAAAAAGGAGUUUGUGAGAAAUAAAAGAGAAAUUACCAGAGAGGAGGAACAGGAACAGGAAAAACCCAAAAAACCACCUCAUGUGUUAGAUAGAUUUUUACCUAAAAAGAAGACAUAAAGUUACAUUAAAUACUUUUAUAUUG
Molecule: messenger RNA, 1832 nt
Organism: Phaedon cochleariae (mustard beetle)
Lineage: Eukaryota; Metazoa; Arthropoda; Insecta; Coleoptera; Chrysomelidae
Source: the annotation of a GenBank genome assembly